This is a messenger RNA of Prorocentrum cordatum, 1143 nucleotides long. The record is from the annotation of a GenBank genome assembly. Lineage: Eukaryota; Dinophyceae; Prorocentrales; Prorocentraceae.
AUGCUGGACGAGCCUACUAAUCACUUAGACCUGGACGCCGUGGUGUGGCUUGACCAUUAUUUGUCCGAGUACAAGAAGACGCUCCUUAUCGUAUCUCACGACGCUGACUUCCUUGACGCCGUUUGCACAGACAUAGUGCAUCUGGAGGACAGGAAGCUGCAUCAGUAUCGAGGCGGCUACAGCAGCUUCACCAGGGCACACGCGCAGCGCAUGAAGGAGCUCGAGGCGGCCUACAAGAAGCAGCAGGAGGAGAAGGCAAAGGCGGCGGCGAAGAAGAAGCCCGCCAAGGCCACGGAGGAGGUGCUGACGAAGCCGAAGGACUACAUUGUAAAGUUCAACUUCCUCCCCCCGCGGGACGACGACGAGAUGGUGGGGAUCAGCGUCCAUGACGCCGCAUUCAGCUACACAGGCAAGAAGCCCUGGUUGCUCGAGAAGCUCAACUUCCGCGUGGACACCGCCUCCCGGAUAGCCAUCGCCGGCCCGAACGGCGCCGGCAAGUCUACCCUGCUCUCCUUGCUGGCCAAGGUGAUCGAGCCGUGCGAGGGAGAUGUGGACCAUUCGCGGAGGAUCGUGGUGGGGCGCUACUCCCAGCACUUCGACGAGAUCGCCCCCUACCUGCACAUGAGCGCAGUGGAGUUCCUCACGAGCCCAGAGCUGCGCCGAUUCGGGGCCGGCACCAGCAGCUCCGAGCUCGCCCACAAGUGCCUCGGCCAGUUCGGGCUGCCCUCCCACGGCCACACGCGCCCCAUGAGAGAGCUGUCUGGGGGGCAGAAGGCUAGGGUCUGCUUUGCCAGCAUCACGUGCCGAGCCCCGCACGUGCUGAUACUAGACGAGCCGACCAACCACCUGGAUAUCGAGUCCGUUGACGCCCUCAUCGCCGCGCUGCAGAAGUACAAGGGUGGUCUGUUGCUCGUCUCGCAUGAUGCGCGCCUGAUCCAGGCGGCCGAGUGCCAGCUGUGGGUAUGCCGAGGCGCCGGGCAGGCCCUGGAGAAGCCGCCAAGCUUCGCGCACUACCGCAAGGAGGUGCUCCGCGAGCUCGAGCGGCGCCAGGCGGCGGCGGAGGCGGUCGCCAAGAGGCGGGCCGAGGAGCGCAGGAAGAGGCGGCUGGGGCUCGUGGCGGCGAAGGGCCGCCGGGGCGGCUAG